CUGGUCUCAAACUCCUGACCUCAGGUGAUCGGCCCGCCUCGGCUUCCCACAGUGCUGGGAUUACAGGCGCGAACCACCGCACACGGCCGAGACAGGGUGUUUGUCCCACACGGCGUCCGAGUCUGUCUCCCUGUGCUGUCAUCAGCCUGUCCCUAGGCUGAGGAGUGCUGGAGCCUUCCAGGGGCUGUUCGGGGUUUUGGAGAGAGACUCUUGUGGGAGGGGCUGGCCGCUUCCUGCUCAGCGCCACGCGAUGCUCUUGUCCCAACCUUAGAUCUGUUUAUGGAGCCCCUGAGGGAUAUGUGUGGAAGGGUGCGCGUGCCUGUGUGCAAGCACGUCUGUGUAUGCAUUUAUGCAUGCAUACGUGUUCACGUUAUGUCAGUCGAGACUGUCCUGUUAACACAUGGAUAAAACCAGGCCUAGACACUAUGUCUCUGGCCUGUGGCAGCCAAAUUAGAGCUAGCCAGUUCAGGUUUGAGCCCAGUUGCCUGCUGGUGAGAAGCUCAAAAUCAUGGAGCACAGUAAGGCAGGCUUUGAGUUCAGCAAAUAAAGCGUUUGUGUUGGUUUUGCUUCAUGUGCUCUUUUGCAUUAGUCUUCAGUUCUCAGCUUUGUACCUGUAGAAGGGGAAAAGGCCUUACGUCUUACAGGCCUGGGGCCCUCGGCCUCCUGCUCCCCCCUUGCUUCAGGCCACACAGGAUCUCAUUCUGGUAUUCAUCCAGCAGACGUUGCUGAGCCCUGGCUGGGCACUGACUCACCAGGGUCUCCCAGCCUCGCAGGUGGAAGGGCCUGCCUGGUGCUGCCCUGCAGGUGCUGUGAGGGUCCAGAGCUAUCAGCCCCUGGUAGGGGGAGAUUGGGGGGCAAGGGCCCACUGGGGCCUCUGUUAUGGGGAACCAUCCUGGCCUGAGAGGCACCAGGUGGAUGAGGUGGGGUGACUCUUGUGGCCGUGUCCUCUCUGGGUGUGGCUUCAGGCAGGCGCUGGUCGACCACUACAGCAAGCUCUCUGCAGAGGCAGCUCGUCGGGAGCAGAAGGCGCUGUGGAGAAUCCAGAGGCACCGACUGGAGGGUGCACGGCUUCGUUUUCUCUUAGAAGAUGAGAAACACAUUCAGGAGAUGCUGAAAGCAAUGUCUGAGGCUCACCAGCCCCAGGAGCCGCCAGACGUCCUCUUGAGCGUGCACCCCCAGGUCACAUCUCUGGGCCCUGAGCACCAAGAGGGAGACCAAGGCUGUGAUGCUGGGCCUGCGGAGGAUGGCCGGAACAGGCCAGGCCUGCUGACCCCACAGUCCCUUAAGCCUCUAGCAAUGGGGGCUGGUGGCACAGGGCUGCAGCAGGCGGAGGAGGCUGGACCCUUCUCUGACAGCCUCAGCAUUGGAGACUUCCUACCUGUGGGCCCAGGGGCUGAGCAGUCCGUGCAGACUGGCAUGGUUCCUCUCCUGGAGGCGGCGCUGCAGACCAUCAACUUGGACCUGCCCCCCUCAGCUCCUGGGGAGGCACCCGCAGCAGCCAGCACUCAGCCUUCCAGGCCACAGGAGUACGACUUUAGUACUGUCCUGAGGCCAGCUGUGGCCGCUUCACCUGCACCAGGAACCCUGAAGGCUGCAGAGUGCAACUUGGGCAGCUUAGGGCCACAGCUGUGGGAGGACAGUUGUGGGAAGCUGGAUGCCUGUGGCUCCACCUUGCAGGUGGCUCUGUCCCCCUCACACCCACCCAGGCGUGCCGCUCUGAAGGAGGGGAGCAGCCAGCCCACGGAGCAGCUCUUCGGGCACGAGUCAGGAGGUGGUCUUCCCACAGGGGGCUGUGCUUCUGAAAUAGCUCUCACCCGGCCACAGUGGAACAUCCACAGAUACGUGUCUGACACCAGCAUCAGGGUCGGGGAGAACGUGUCACAAGUGGCUCCCACCCGGCCACGGUGGAACACCCAUGGACACGUGUCCGAUGCGAGCAUCAGCUUGGGGGAGUCUGUGUCACAGGUGGCUCCCACUCGGCCACGAUGGAACAUCCACGGGCACGUGUCUGACGCCAGCAUCAGGGUCGGGGAGAACGUGUCGGACGUGGCUCCCACCCGGCCACGGUGGAACGCCCAUGGACACGUGUCUGACGCCAGCAUCAGCUUGGGGGAGCCUGUGUCGGACGUGGUUUCCACCCGGCCACGGUGGAACACCCGUGCACCUGCCCCUCCGCCCCACAUGAUGCUGGGGGCUGUCUCGCCAGAAGCUGAGCCCAACACACCCGGGCCCCAACAGAGCCCCCCUGGCCACACGUCCCAGUCAGUGCUCAGCCCGGGAGCACAGAGCACUGUGCUGGACUGUGGGCCACAGCUGCCUGUAGAACUGGGGCCAUCUCUGUCCUCCCCCAGCUCAGGCUGUAUCAGCAUCGGGGAGAACGUGUCGGACAUGGCUCCCACCCGGCCAUGGUCGCCCAACACCCCGGGAGACAGUGUCUCUGAAGAACUAGGCCCUGGGAGGAGCGGGGACACUGAGGAGCCUCUGAACUCACAGGAAAACGCAGCUGCCCAGAGCAGCCUAGGCCCUGGUGAGGAGGCGGCAGUGGCGGCGGAGGCUCAGGGCGGUGAGCACGCCUACCUGGCAGGCCUGGCAGGGCAGUACCACUUGGAGCGGUACCCGGACAGCUACGAGUCCAUGUUAUGUGCUCCAUCUCCUGCAGCUGAGCCGCCCAUCGCUCACCUUUUGCGCCCCGUGCUUCCCCGGGCCUUUGCCUUUCCCGUGGACCCCCAGGUCCAGUCAGCCGCGGAUGAGACUGCUGUGCAGCUGAGCGAGUUGCUGACGCUGCCCGUGCUCAUGAAGCACUCCAUCACGGCACCAUUGGCCGCCCACAUCUCCUUGGUGAACAAGGCUGCCGUCGACUACUUCUUCGUGGAGCUGCACCUGGAGGCACACUACGAGGCCCUGCGGCACUUCCUGCUGAUGGAGGACGGCGAGUUCGCCCAGUCCCUCAGCGACCUGCUCUUUGAGAAGCUUGGGGCCGGGCAGACACCCGGGGAGCUGCUCAACCCACUGGUGCUGAACUCUGUGCUGAGCAAGGCCCUGCAGUGCAGCCUUCAUGGGGACACCCCGCACGCCUCCAACCUCUCCCUCGCCCUCAAGUACCUGCCUGAGGUGUUUGCCCCCAACGCCCCAGAUGUGCUGAGCUGCCUGGAGCUCAGGUACAAGGUGGACUGGCCACUCAACGUUGUCAUCACUGAGAGCUGCCUGAGCAAGUACAGUGGCGUCUUCUCCUUCCUGCUGCAGCUGAAGCUCAUGAUGUGGGCGCUCAAGGAUAUCUGCUUCCACCUCAAGCGCACAGCCCUGCUGAGCCACAUGGCCAGCUCCGUGCAGUUCCGUCAGCUGCAGCUGUUCAAGCAUGAAAUGCAGCACUUUGUGAAGGUCAUCCAGGGCUACAUCGCCAACCAGAUCCUGCACGUCACCUGGUGCGAGUUCAGGGCCAGGCUGGCCACCGUGGGCGACCUGGAGGAGAUCCAGCGUGCACACGCAGAGUACCUGCACAAGGCCGUCUUCAGGGGCCUGCUCACGGAGAAGGCGGCGCCCGUCAUGAACGUCAUCCACAGCAUCUUCAGCCUCGUGCUCAAAUUCCGCAGCCAGCUCAUUUCCCAAGCCUGGGGCCCUGCUGGGGGUCCGCGGGGUGCAGAGCACCCCAACUUUGCACUCAUGCAGCAGUCCUACAACACCUUCAAGUACUACUCUCACUUUCUCUUCAAAGUGGUGACCAAGCUGGUGAACCGCGGCUACCAGCCCCACCUGGAGGACUUUCUGCUGCGUAUCAACUUCAACAACUACUACCAGGACACCUGAGGCUGCUCUGUACCUGAGGCUGCUCUGCGGGGGACAUGCACAAUAAAGGUGUCCUCAGAUCCUG
Molecule: messenger RNA, 3868 nt
Organism: Piliocolobus tephrosceles (Ugandan red Colobus)
Lineage: Eukaryota; Metazoa; Chordata; Mammalia; Primates; Cercopithecidae
Gene: TUBGCP6
Product: tubulin gamma complex component 6
Exons: 12
Coding region: 880-3804 (974 amino acids)
Biological process (GO): microtubule nucleation; spindle assembly; cytoplasmic microtubule organization
Cellular component (GO): gamma-tubulin complex; spindle pole; microtubule organizing center
Molecular function (GO): gamma-tubulin binding; microtubule minus-end binding
Source: RefSeq, a predicted model, not a curated record